AUGACAAUGAAGAUGAAGGGAAUCUACAAAAGCUUCAAAUCGAUCUCUCAUAUAUUCGUUGAGAAAGAAAGAGAUAUGGAAAUUGGGUACCCAACAGAAGUAAAGCAUGUGGCUCAUGUUGGCUGGGAGGGCUCCUCUGGCAGCGCUCCUGCAUGGAUGAGUGAAUUUAAAGCAGCAGUGGAGCCAUUAUCUCCAAGAGCAUCAUCUGUUAGUCAUGCAACACAUUCGAAAUCAUUCUUGGCCACUUCUUCAUCCACUGAUUUUGAUCAGAGCUCAAGCCAACCAACUAUAUUAUCAGAUAGGCUAAGGGAUGUGCCUCCAAUUCCAGUAGGUCUAUCCAAGAUUCAUACUAAGAGCAAGAAUAGGAGAAAGAAACCAUCUUCAUCAUCACCAAGAUCCAGAUUACCAUCUCCAAAAUCUUCAAGAUCCGCAGGUUUAUCUAAAUACUCGUUCAAAUCAAUGACAACUCGGUUGAACUCUAAUGCAUAA
This is a messenger RNA of Eruca vesicaria subsp. sativa (arugula), 489 nucleotides long. The record is from the annotation of a GenBank genome assembly. NCBI's taxonomy places the organism in Eukaryota, Viridiplantae, Streptophyta, Magnoliopsida, Brassicales, Brassicaceae.